Molecule: messenger RNA, 2121 nt
Organism: Dunckerocampus dactyliophorus (ringed pipefish)
Lineage: Eukaryota; Metazoa; Chordata; Actinopteri; Syngnathiformes; Syngnathidae
Product: histone-binding protein N1/N2-like
Exons: 14
Coding region: 113-1786 (557 amino acids)
Biological process (GO): DNA replication-dependent chromatin assembly; CENP-A containing chromatin assembly
Cellular component (GO): nucleoplasm
Molecular function (GO): histone binding
Source: RefSeq, a predicted model, not a curated record
CUUUAAGAAUUUCUCCCGCGCUGGAUGACGAGUCCGGAAGUGGGCCACAAACGAGCAGGGAUAUUUGGCGCCAAAUGCAAGCAAACGAACGAGGCAGCGAGGAGAGCAACGGAUGUCCCACCGAGCACCUCGUAUCUCCUUUCCAAGCAGAUAUCCACACAGCCAAGUGAACAUGGAGGACGCCAACAAGCUAAUCGGCGCGGGUAAGAAGCACCUGGUGAUGGGGAAGGUGGUGGAGGCGGUGAGCACCUUGCAGGAGGCCUGCGGCAUGCUGGCUAAGAAAUAUGGCGACACGGCAGACGAGUGUGCGGAGGCAUUCUUCUGGUGUGGUAAAGCACUGUUGGAUAUGGCAAGGAUGGAGAACUCCGUGCUCGGCAACGCUUUAGAAGGCGUUCCAGAGGAUGACGAGGACAAACCCAAAGACUCCAACUUUGAGGGCACAGAAAAUGUUGACGAAAAGACCAGGGACGAGCUGAGGGUGCAGGUGUAUGAAGCCAUGGCAGAGAAGCCUGAAGAUGCACAGAAAAACAAGGGCAACAAGAAAGAAGCUGCGGAAAAGAUGGAAGAGGAGCUGUCGGAAAAGAAGGUGGGAGAACAACCAGCAGAGGAGGAGGCACAACCAGAAGACCAAAAAGCAGCUGAGAAGAGGGUAGAAGAAUCUGCUCAAAAGGAGGCACAACCGGAAGACAAAAAGACUGAACCAUCAGACAAGGAGGCACAACCGGAAGACACCAAGGCAGCAGACAAGAAGGUAGAAGAACCACCAAGUGACAAGAAGGAAGAGCAAGCAGAAGACAAGGACGUGCGAGAUGAUGCAGCAGCAGACAAGAACGUGGAAGAACCAUCAGACAACAUGGAAGAAGAACCAGCUAAUGGGGAGGAGGAAGACGCUGAAGAUGGCGAUGAAGACGAUGCAGAAGAGCAAGGUGAAGAGAACAAUGCUGGAGAAAAGGAAAGUGAUGAUGAGGACGAGGUAGGGAACCUUCAGCUGGCCUGGGAGAUGCUGGAGGUGGCUAAAGUCAUCUACAAGAGAAAAGAGGCAAAAGAGGACCAACUGAUGGCAGCUCAGACUCACUUGAAGCUGGGUGAAGUUUCUGCUGAGACGGGUAACUACACCCAAGCACUGGAAGACUUCCAGGAGUGUCUGAAGCUGCAGUUGAAGCACCUGGACUCGGACAGUCGACUGCUCGCCGAGACUCGCUACCAGCUGGGUUUGACUUUCAGUUUGAACAUGCAGUACAAAGAAGCCAUCGCGGAGCUCAAUAGCUCCAUCUCCGUCAUCAAGAGCAGGCUGGAGAAACUAACGGAGCUGAUCCAGAAUGCUGCCGGCCCAGAGGAGCUUCCUGAGGAGAGGAAGGAGAUGGAGGAGCUGAAGGCUCUGCUGCCAGAAAUCCAGGAGAAGGUGGAGGACGCCACCGAUGGCCUGAAAACGGGGAGAGCUGACGCUGAGGCUGUGAAGGGUGUGCUGGAUGGCGCCUCCACUUCUUCUGCAUUCCCUGCUUCCACUGGAGAGCACGGCAGCGCCUGCACCGCCUCAGAAGUGAGUGGAAUUCGACUACCGUCGAACGGCGCAUCGACCGCCAAAGCUGGAAGCGCCAAUGGAGCGGCUGCCAAGGCUCCCGUCUCUGACAUCAGCCACCUGGUCAGGAAGAAGAGGAAGCCAGAGGAGAGUCCUGUGAAAGAAGGCGUCAAGAAGGUGAAGCAGGAGUCAGACGGUGACUGUGUGCACAAAGCCAACGGUGACGCUAACGGACACGCGAACAGUAUGGAGGUGGAGAGUCAGUGAAAGUGGCUUCAACUCGACAAGGGAUAUCCUGCCAAGGUCUUGUACACUUGUUCAUACGUCAUUGUUAAAUAAAAGUUUUGUACAUCUUUGAAGUGCGUGGAGAAACAAUGCCAAUGUUGUCUAUUAGUUUUGACAGUGUUGUGUACAGCGGCAAAUUUGUAGAACUUAUUGUGACAUUUUUAUUGCACUUGUUGGACAGCUUUGGCUUCUUUUGAGUAUGCAGUUAUGUUGGUAUUGUUCCCCCCUCUCCUCCAGUCUGUUUCUGUGUGAUUUGUUAAUGUAAAUUCAAGUUUGACCUAAUAAAGACUUCAAAUGUCACCUUUUGAAAUCUUGAG